ACACUAUGACGCUUACAUCCUGUUUCUCGUUCCUUCAGCUGGCUGGACUAUUCACGGGUGGACGUGUUCUUGCCACCCAACUCACAUUAUCACUGAUAUCGAUAGUCACUGAAGAGUUUACACGGAAAAUAGGAUCACACAUUCCCAACCACUGCAAUGGCAUAUGGUGAACGCGAACGUUCUGAUAGACGAGGAGGAGGAGGUGGAGGCGGUGGUGGAGCACGUGGUGGAGGAGGUAGAUUCGGUGGGCGCGAUGGAGGAGGAGGAGGUAAUCGAUUCAGCAGCAGCAACAGAGACAGCAAUUUCGGGAACAAUAAUUUUAAGAACCGGCAGCCAGGAGAACGUCUGCGCAAGCCGCGAUGGGACAUGAGCACCCUACCACAAUUUAGAAAGGACUUUUAUCAACCGCAUACUAAUGUAAUGGCACGGAGUGUUCAUACUGUGGAGGCAUAUCGUUCCAAUAAGGAAAUCACUGUAAAGGGGACUAACGUUCCAGGCCCCAAUAUUUAUUUUGAGGAAGGCGGUUUUCCAGAUUACGUCCUUAACGAGAUCCGUAGACAGGGAUUUGGUGAGCCAACUGCAAUCCAGGCACAGGGCUGGCCGAUUGCUCUGUCCGGUCGCGACAUGGUUGGUAUAGCACAGACGGGCUCAGGAAAAACGCUAGCAUAUAUUCUGCCUGCGAUCGUGCAUAUAAAUCAUCAGCCUAGAUUGAGCCGGAAUGACGGUCCGAUUGCAUUAAUUUUGGCACCCACUCGAGAAUUAGCGCAACAAAUUCAACAAGUGGCGUCGGACUUCGGUAUGUCUUCGCAAGUGCGAAAUACAUGCAUCUUUGGUGGCGCUCCAAAAGGACCGCAAGCACGUGACCUCGAGCGUGGUGUAGAGAUCUGUAUUGCCACGCCUGGACGUCUUAUAGACUUCUUAGAACGCGGUACCACGAAUUUACGUAGAUGUACAUACUUAGUGCUCGACGAAGCCGAUAGAAUGCUGGAUAUGGGUUUUGAACCGCAAAUUAGGAAAAUUGUAGAACAAAUACGACCUGAUCGUCAAACUCUCAUGUGGUCAGCGACGUGGCCGAAGGAAGUGCGUAAUCUCGCGGAGGAGUUUCUAACGGACUACAUACAGAUCAAUAUUGGCUCCCUGCAAUUGGCUGCUAAUCAUAAUAUUCUACAAAUUGUGGACGUAUGUGAGGAAUACGAAAAGGAAAAUAAACUUAUGAAAUUGCUGGAAGAAAUCUCAAAUGAACCAGAAAAUAAGACUAUAAUAUUUGUGGAAACUAAGAGGAAGGUAGAUGAUAUAACAAGAGCUAUCAAUAGAUAUGGAUGGCAGGCAAUUGGCAUUCACGGAGACAAAAGUCAACAAGAAAGAGAUUAUGUAUUAAACCAGUUCCGGAAUAGCAGGUCUGCCAUCCUAGUGGCUACCGACGUGGCGGCGAGAGGUUUAGAUGUCGAAGAUGUCAAAUUUGUGAUAAACUUGGACUAUCCGUCCAACUCUGAGGACUAUGUACACCGUAUUGGACGUACGGGUCGCUCUCAACGUACAGGAACCGCGUACGCCUUUUUCACGCCCGGCAAUGCGCACAAGGCUGGUGACUUAAUCCAAGUUUUAGAAGAGGCCAAACAAGUUGUCAAUCCGAAACUGUACGAGCUAUCCAGAAAUCCUGGCGUUUAUAAAAGAGGACGAUAUGGUGGACGCAGUGGUGGUGGUGGUGGUGGAGGUGGACGAGGAUCUGGUGGCCGUGGUGGUUCACGAGGUACUCGUGGAGGUCGCGAUACAGGAGAUAGAGGUGGAAGAUUCGACCGCUCUUCCGGUACUGGCGCGAGUGAUCGCGGCAACAAAUGGUCCGGAAGCAGUAGCGGUGGCAUGGGCGGGGCUAGCUAUGGAAGCGGUAAAUCGUUCCCUCAAAACAGCUUCGGGAGUGGAACUUCUGGCGGUGGCUCCAGUAGCUAUAGCCAAAACAAUAGUGGAUACGGCGGGAGCAGCUACAGACAACAAAACGGCUAUUGACUUCGAACGAAUGGUUAAAUAAUGCUCUCAUCUGCGUCCCAGAGGGAAUAGCAGUCGACGAUUGAUAUGAGCUGGCGAGCCCAGAGUCGCAGAGAAUUGUUCCAAAAAAAUUUACACUCACAUUCUCACGAACAUUCGUCUCCUUUCUUUCGUUUCUAGUACGCAUAAACUCUUCAUUAGCUUUAAGUAAUAUUAUAAUAUCAAUUAUACAAGUCACACAUAUGUGGUACAUUUAGGAUAGCUCCUUAAUAUAUUAGGCGGUCAAUUAUAUUGCAUAAUUGUCGCUAUAAUGGAUAUAGUAUUACAAUUUGAUUGGCUUGCCGCUGUACAUUCAAUAAAAUAGUGUAAGAAUGAUACUAUAAACUAAAA
This is a messenger RNA of Pogonomyrmex barbatus (red harvester ant), 2373 nucleotides long. RefSeq lists its product as uncharacterized. NCBI's taxonomy places the organism in Eukaryota, Metazoa, Arthropoda, Insecta, Hymenoptera, Formicidae. Gene Ontology annotation, molecular function: ATP binding; RNA helicase activity; nucleic acid binding. The record is from RefSeq and is a predicted model, not a curated record.